AUGCGCCUUCUCAUAUUUCUUAUUCUGAUAGUUAGGUGUUGGAGUGACAUACAAAUAUCGAUAAACCCAAAAGGGGAAUAUACUAUUAUUAUUAAUGAUCAUGUAUGGCUUCGUUCUUCUCGCACAGCUAUAUAUGCAGAUAAUCAAUGGUAUUCGUCACAUGAUAACUCUUUACCAUUGGCAAAUAUAACUUAUGUGCAAGGUACUGAUCCGAAUUUAGGUAAUUGGAAUGAAACUCAAUUGAUUUAUGACCUUGUUCGAAGCGGAAUGCAUACCAAAGUAGUUGGCCAUAUACGUCAAUGGAAUUCAAUUUCAGCAAUAACAUUUCAUUUGGAUACUGGUAAUCAAGUGAUGACGAAUACAAUUCCUCUCCAUGUAGAAAAUGUUCGUACAGUAUUUCCAUCAUUUCAUAUUGAACGAAUUGACAAAAAUGAUGAACGAGGUUACUUUACAUUUGAAGGAGAGAUGUCAGGUGAUAAUCACAAACAUGCCGGUAGAUGGGAUGCAUUAAGCGACGUUAUUCGAUCAGGAAUGAAUGGUGGUCCGAUCGCUGUUUUCAAUCUUACUCAACGAGGUGAAAAGGACUUAAUAGUCCUUUCACCGUUUUCUCAAUUUAUGGCAACUUCAUUAAGUCAAACAGUCAACGUUUUAGAAUAUGGUGUCAUGGGUUCAAUACUAUCAAUCCCAGCAAAUUAUAAUCAUUCAAUGAUUAUUUAUUACUCACCACGUGGAAUCAAUGAAGGUCUGCGUGAAUGGGGUCAAACAAUGCAACAAGCAUACAAUCGAACGAAUCAAAAUCGUCUCAAUGAUCUUACUAUUAAUUAUCUUGGCUAUUAUACUGACAAUGGAGCUUAUUAUUAUUAUCAUACAGAAAAAGGAAUAAAUUAUGAAGAAACAUUAAUCGAUAUCUAUCAUAAAAUCCCACUUCCAUUUCAUUAUAUUCAACUAGAUUCAUGGUGGUAUUAUAAAGGAAUUCGAGAUGGAGUGUCUGCAUGGACAGCUCGGCCAGACAUAUUUCCUGAUGGUCUUCAACAAGUACAUCGUCGAUUAGGGAAUAUUUCUUUAGCAGCGCAUAAUCGUUAUUGGGCAUUUGAUACUGUUUAUAAACAAAAUUAUUCUUUUGUCCUGGAUGAAACAAAUGGACAAGCAUUACCCAUUGGAAAUGAUUCGUUUUGGAUCGAUUUAUUUACUCAAGCACACGAUUGGGGUCUUGUUCUUUAUGAACAAGAUUGGCUUGAUCAUCAAACUGUUGAUUUUUUGCCAACACGUACCGAUAUUAAUAUUGGUUAUCAAUGGUUAAUGUCAAUGGGCGAAGCAGGUGAAAAACUAGGAAUCAAUAUACAAUAUUGUAUGAGUUUACCACGUCAUAUUUUGCAAGCUUUACAAAUUCCACGUGUCACACAGGCACGAACAUCAAUUGAUUAUGCUGUUCAUAUUGUGCUUCCGAUUAAUGCUCAAUGGGCUAUUGGAAUAUCCAGUCUGCUCGCUGAUGCAGUUGGCUUAGCACCAUUUAAAGAUGUCUUUUGGUCUAGUUCAUUUGAACCAGAUGCACCUUAUCCAGGAUUGCAUCGAGAAAUACUUCCAGAUCGCGAAAUGGCAGUUGCAACUCUUUCAACAGGACCGGUAAGCCCAGGCGAUGCAAUUAACUAUACGAAUGUUGAACGUAUCAUGCGAUGUUGUCGUCAAGAUGGCUUAAUUUUGAAACCAGAUCGACCAUUAACUAUGAUAAAUACAUUAAUAUCUGAUUGGGCUUUGUACGAUGAUUUUUCACAGGGAGAACUUUAUUCAACAAAAACAACGAUAAAUAACCAAACGUUUUUUAUUAUCUUUGCAUCAUCGAUGAAACGAGAUUAUUCAAUUUAUCCUUCGAUGAUUGGAGCUGAAUCGGGACUCAUUUGGUCAUAUGAUAAUUCAAGCAUAGUCUCAACGUUUAAUGAAAAUUAUCCUCUUGAUGUAUCAGCUAUUAAAUGCAACGAAUUAUCAUUAUGUCUUUGGUAUAUAUCACCUCUACUUUCAUUAAACGAUUCACUUGGAACUCAAUAUGCUCUUCUUGGUGAAUGGAAUAAAUGGACAGCUGUUAGUCAACAACGAUUUAUAUCCAUCAUGACUGAUACUGAAAAGAAUCAAGCAAUAAUUACUGUUCAAGGUGUAUCUUCUGAAAUAAUACCAGUCGUUGUCUUUCAUUCAACAUUACUUUCCGUUAUUGUUAACUGCCGAAUUUCAUCUAUAGACGGACAAGCUCAUGUUAUCGUUACUCCAUCGGAUGUCCAUUGUUCCUAG
This is a messenger RNA of Rotaria socialis, 2280 nucleotides long. Lineage: Eukaryota; Metazoa; Rotifera; Eurotatoria; Philodinida; Philodinidae. The record is from the annotation of a GenBank genome assembly.